This is a messenger RNA of Dioscorea cayenensis subsp. rotundata (Guinea yam), 2259 nucleotides long. RefSeq lists its product as uncharacterized. Bases 37 to 2124 code for a protein of 695 amino acids. The record is from RefSeq and is a predicted model, not a curated record. Lineage: Eukaryota; Viridiplantae; Streptophyta; Magnoliopsida; Dioscoreales; Dioscoreaceae. The transcript has a single exon.
UUUAGCUGUGACAUUGUUGUACCUAGCUAGGUAAUUAUGGAGGAGAAUCUGUCUUCCAAAACUAAAGCAUUAGUGAAAUGGCUGGAAACUGAAGCUGGUAUGCUUGCACGCAUUGAAGUCCUGGUGGUGAUCAGUGGUGCACUCAUGACAUUCUUGGCUCUCUUUGGUUCAUAUCGUCGCCGGAGCCGGAGUCCAACCAUUAAGCUUACCUUGUGGCUGGCCUUAACCCUCACCGACAGCAUCUCAGCUUACACCAUUGGUCUCAUGCAAACAGCCAAGUUCCGCAACGAGCUGUUCGUCUUGUGGGCAGCAUUCUUGAUCAUGGUCAAGUGUAGCACCCACUCCAUCUCUGCAUUCAGCAUCCAAGACAAUGACAACUGGUUGAGCAAUUUGCUUCAGAUAACCUCUCUAGCACUCUAUGCGAGUUUAAUUUACAAUUCAUAUUUCAUGCACACUAGAUUCUGGGUCCCUGUAGAGAUUUUCUGGGUGGUGUGCAUGGUCAAGUUCUUCGAAAGGAUUUUUGUCUUUCGUCUGAUCAUGAAACCAAAUGGGCCGAUGGUGAACACCAAAUUGAUAUCAGAUUACAUGCAUUACGAACACAUGCUGAGCAAUGAGGAUGAAGUUGUUCCUGCUCUCAUGGAGGGUUACAAGUAUCUGAUCAUCGGAGAAAAGGAGGAUGACAUCAUGGUAGGCCCGCCGGACUAUCUUAUGAAGCUAAGGCUCGAAGAUCCCAGUGUUGUCUACCAGGUCAUUACGGUGGAGAAGAUAUGGAGAUGCCCAGGUCGUGUGCUCAACAACUCUGAAUCAGCAAAAGAUGUUUGUCUCUCAUUUGCAAUGUUCAAGCUACUCCGACGGCGUUUCACCGGCUACCCCUGGGUGGAGGCCAAUCGCGCAAAGACCAGGAAGCUCAUCCUGGAAGGACUCUUAGGAGAUCACCUGAGAAUGUUCAGAGUAAUUGAAACAGAGCUUGCAUUCCUUUAUGAUAGUUUCUAUACAAAGUACCCCGUUGUUUCUGACAAGCCAUGGACGUUGGUGUCCUCAGUUGCCUCAUUGGUGGGCAGUUGCUGGGUAGUUGUGCUUCUGUAUGACUACAAGCCACCCAGUGAAGAGGAACAUUUGACGAGAGGAAGUGUUGAUUCACUAGUUACUAUUUUCUUAUUGGUUGUCAUCAUUUUUGUUGAGGGUUGGCAGAUCAUUACCUUUGUCUUCUCAGACUGGGCCAAGGUGCUGUUGCUCUGUAAAUAUGUGCAGAAGAUCUCGUGGCAGGAGAGGGACUUGUUUCAAACCCUGUUAAGCUUUGUGUGCCGGAAAAGAGUUCUGAAGCCUUGGGAUGAUAAGCUCGGUCAGUACUCUUUGCUUGAUUCUUAUGACUAUAAACCUUCACUUGUUAAGAAGCUACUGAUGGGCGUCCAGAGAGGCCAAAAGGCUGGUGCUCCCAUCCAAUUACCUGAUGAAGUGAAACAAGCCAUUACACAGUCGCUGAUAGACACUGGGGGAGAGUUACGGUGCAUUGGAAAGCACUCAUUGACACUCUGUGAAGGUGGCGAUGAGCUCUCCUGGGCAUGCGAGUUGGAGACUUACACUCAAAUCAUCCUGGUGUGGCAUGUGGCUACCUCUAUUUGCUUAAUAAAAGCAGCUCCAAAUCCUGCAACUGACGAGGAAUUCAAUCGUAAGGUGACAGAAAGUUUAUCCAAGUACUGCGCUUACUUAGUGGUUUUUUGUCAGGAGCUUUUGCCUGAGCAGAACUCGGUCACAGAAGUAAUUUUUGCCAGGAUUAUACAUGAAACGUUGGAUCUUCUGAGGUGGCACACUUGCAUUAGCUUCAAGCUGAAUAGGUUGAUGGAGGUGGGGGAUGAACCAGAGACGAUUGUGGGGAAGGGUGGGAAACUUGGGAGGCAACUCAUUGAAUUGGUUGGAGAUGAGAGCUUGAGGUUUAGUGUGUUAAGAGAGAUAUGGUUGGAGAUAAUUUUGUAUAUUGCUCCGUCAGAAAAUACUACAGCUCAUGCGCAGCAUUUGGCCAAUGGUGGAGAGUUCAUUACACAUCUGUGGACGCUGCUCUGUCACCUAGGCAUCUUUGAAAGACCGAAGACGGGUGGUGAGUUCAUAGCUGAUGACAGCGAGUGAAUUUUAUCCAGUUGCUAAUUAUUGUUGUAAUCUUUCCUCAUGUCUGCAUUGUAAUUUGUUUUUAAAUUUAAGCUAAUCCAAAGUGGUGCAAAGAAGGAGCCUGUUUUCGUUCCUUCAUCUGUUACUUUGUCUAUA